Molecule: messenger RNA, 746 nt
Organism: Soboliphyme baturini
Lineage: Eukaryota; Metazoa; Nematoda; Enoplea; Dioctophymatida; Soboliphymatidae
Source: the annotation of a GenBank genome assembly
AUUGCUGGCAUUGGUCACACACGUUACUCUACUGCCGGCUUAAAGAACAGCAUUAACUGUGUUCAGCCAUUUGUUGUCUACACAAAUGCAGGUGUUGUAGCAGUGGCACAUAAUGGUGAACUGGUCAAAGCUGAAGCUAUUCGUUCGAAGGUGCUGAAAUCUGGUGUGGGUUUGUCCACAGAUACAGACAGUGAGCUUAUUGCACAGUUUAUUGCAUCAGCCGAUGAACUGCCCGAUGGAUCACCGUCUUCUUGGAUCUCCAGGAUUCGUUACAUGAUGAAAAAUGUCACUUGUUCUUACUCCCUGAUUGUGAUGGUGCGAGAUCGCAUUUUCGCGGUACGAGAUCCUUGGGGAAAUCGACCACUUUGUAUUGGAACUUUGCGAGACGGAGAUAAAACAUCUGCUUGGUUCGUCUCUUCGGAGUCAUGUGCUUUUCCGGCCGUUGGUGCUACGCUGCUGCGCACUGUACAUCCAGGUGAAAUCGUGGAGCUAACAUCGUCAGGCAUAGGCGAAAGCAUUUUAGUGGAGAGGCCGAGCACUCAGCCGGCUGUCUUCUGCAUCUUCGAAUAUAUUUACUUUUCGCGCGCCGAUUCAGUUCUAGAAGACCAGCAAGUUUAUCGAGUCAGGUUUCGUUGUGGUGAGCAGUUGGCAUUGGAAAGCCCCGUCGAUGCUGAAAUUGUUAGCACGGUUCCGACUAGCGCAAUCCCGGCAGCUCUUGGAUACUCUAAACAAGUUAGUAACUGAAU